Linum trigynum is the source of this 1578-nucleotide messenger RNA. The record is from the annotation of a GenBank genome assembly. NCBI's taxonomy places the organism in Eukaryota, Viridiplantae, Streptophyta, Magnoliopsida, Malpighiales, Linaceae.
AUUUGUGGGUUGAAAAGGUAAAAACGUACGAUUUUACGCUUUAAAGCGCGAUUUUGACAACAUUGUUGUGAGGCAUCGGGGGAGCUCGCGAGUCCGGAUAAGUCUCGAGUGUUCUUCUCAAAGAAUACAAAGCGAGACGUCUGCAAAGAGAUGAGCGAACACCUUCAAAUCCCGAUGACACAGGAUCUGGGGAAAUACCUUGGUGUACCUGUCUUGCAUGGCCGGGUGACGAAACAUGCCUAUAAAUAUAUUAUUGAUCGCAUUGACCAACGCAUUGCAGGUUGGAAAGCGGAGGAUUUGUCUCUUGCAGGUCGGGUUACACUCGCUAUCUCGGUGUUGAAUGCCAUCCCGUCUUACGUUAUACAAACAUCGGUGUUGCCGGCGGGAAUAUGUGAUUACCUGGAUCAUAAGAUCAGGGCGUUUAUUUGGGGCUCUCAAGAAGGUCGACGGCGAAUCCAUUUGAUCAACUGGGAAAUGAUUUGUCUCCCAAAAGACCAGGGCGGGCUGGGGCUACGGAAUGCGUGGGAUCUGAACACCGUGUACUUCUUGAAGCUCGCUUGGGGAAUUCUCAAGCAACCGGGGGAGGUGUGGGUUCGGGUGUUCAAGGAGAAGUAUCUUAGGGAGGGCCCAGAUAGAGUGGAGCUCCGGCGUAAGACCCGUUGCUCUCAACUUUGGCGUGGAGUACGGCGUGUGUGGGGCAUGAUGCUGGAGGGCGUGCUGUGGAGCAUUCGGGACGGAGAGGAGACACUGUUUUGGCAGGAUAAGUGGGUGGAUGGCGAUAUUGUCUUGGCAAAUCACUUGUUGCCUUCGGCAUGGGGAGUCCACCUGCAAGCUUCGGUCGCAAGCAUGACCACAUCGACUGGUGAGUGGAACUCCGCUCUACUAUCUUCUAUCCUUCCUAAUGAGAUGUUUUUGCAGGUGAUUGGGAUGUCGCCGCCGCAGCCGAAGCUCGGGAAGGACGAGCUGGUAUGGGGACUGGAGGAUAAUGGCAAAUUCACAUUAAAGUCAGCUUACCAGCCCGUGGCGGCUAUCGAGGGAGACUAGGCGCACGCAGGGUGGAAAGUAGUGUGGAAAUGGCCUAGCCCGAGCCGGGUUCGACACUUCCUCUGGCUGGCACUCAUGGCACGCUCCUGACCAAUGAGGAAUGACGACGACGCCACUUCGCUACAAGUACGACCUGCCAGCGAUGCAAGCAGGACUCGGAGUCCCUGGAGCAUGGGUUCCGUACCUGCAGCUUCGCGAGGCAAGUUUGGGGCUUAACUAGGGGUGGUAAACGGUAAUCCGGUAAACGGUUUACCGUUUUACCGAACCAGUAACCGGCGGUAAGCUGUAAACCGUUUAUCGGCGGUAUCGCCAGCCGAGCGGGAAAUUAGGGGAGUCGGUUUACCGGACACGGUAUCGGUAAAUACCGACGGUAAAUCGGUAUUACCUAUACUGAAUCCCCCCUCCCUACUCCCUAGUUCUACGUUGCGUUUUGUUGCUUUACCCCCAAAAAUAUAAAAUAUUACAUACAUGAAUGUAAGUAUAGGCCUCAAAAAUAUUGUAAAUAAGAGUUAAUAAUAAAUUAUUAAUUAAAAA